AUGUCCAAGCAGGAUAAAUUGCACAGCAAGGAGCUUCGUCGGAAGCAGUACUUGGACUCCAUACAACGCGCGUGUGACUUUAUUAAAAGCUGUUCUGUAGAAUGUGAAAAUCAGGUUGCAACGCGUUUAGAUCGCCUCGAAAAGAUUUGGGAAAGUUUCGAGCGGGUGCAGGACGACAUAGACGAUAUGGACCUUUCUGCGGAAGACUGCCUAACGAAUCAACGGAUCAGGGCGGAGACAGAGGAGUUGUAUCUUUAUGCUAAGGCAAAGCUACAAGAUAUGCUGCCUAAAGAGUCGAAACCUGUUGCUGCUAGCAUUCAAUCGUCUUCGUCGAGAGUGAAGCUGCUGAGAAUCACACUACCUGAAUUCAGCGGAAACUUUGAUGAGUGGCUUACGUUUCACGACACAUUUGUGUCACUAAUACAUUCAUCGAAAGAGAUGUCGCCGAUUGAAAAGUUUCACUAUCUUCGUGCGUCGCUAAAGGGAGAAGCAGCGAAUCUCAUCCAAGCAAUUACGGUGACGAAUGCAAACUAUGAAUUUGCUUGGCAAACGAUCGUAAAGCGUUACUCCAACAAAAUAAUACUGCGUAAAAAGCAUAUACGAGCACUCAUAUCGCUUCCAAAGAUGAAGGACACCGGAGCAGUACCACUUAACCGCUUAAUUGACGAUUUUCGAAGGCAUGUGCAAAUACUGCAGCAGUUCGAGCAACCUAUCAAAUCGUUCAGCUCAAUUCUCAUUGAGUUGAUGGCGGAUAAGCUGGACGAAGAAUCUCUGCGUGUGUGGGAAGAAUCCCAAGCCGAUAAUGAUCCGUCAUUUACUGAAAUGAUGGAGUUUUUGGAGAAACGUGUGCGUGUGUUAGAAACGUUGGCGAUCGAAAAAGUGUGUGAAAGAAGCAAGCGAAAACAAAAGUAG
Molecule: messenger RNA, 912 nt
Organism: Anopheles stephensi (Asian malaria mosquito)
Lineage: Eukaryota; Metazoa; Arthropoda; Insecta; Diptera; Culicidae
Exons: 1
Coding region: 1-912 (303 amino acids)
Source: RefSeq, a predicted model, not a curated record